Messenger RNA from Asparagus officinalis (garden asparagus), 1099 nucleotides. Its product is annotated as two pore potassium channel c-like. NCBI's taxonomy places the organism in Eukaryota, Viridiplantae, Streptophyta, Magnoliopsida, Asparagales, Asparagaceae. The record is from RefSeq and is a predicted model, not a curated record. Gene Ontology annotation, molecular function: potassium ion leak channel activity. Gene Ontology annotation, cellular component: plant-type vacuole membrane. The coding region runs from base 1 to 855 and encodes 284 amino acids. The transcript has 4 exons. Gene Ontology annotation, biological process: stabilization of membrane potential; potassium ion transmembrane transport.
AUGAGCUACGCCUUCCUCCUCCUGUCCCUCUACCUCGUCCUCGGCGUCGUCGUUUACUCGCUCUUCUCCUCCCACUUCGCCUCCGCAGCUACUCACCCCGUCGUCGACGCCCUCUACUUCUGUAUCGUCACAAUGUGCACUAUUGGGUACGGGGACAUCACGCCGACGACCCCUUUCUCCAAGCUCUUCUCCGUCACCUUUGUUCUUUUUGGAUUCGGAUUCAUUGAUAUACUUUUGUCGUCUAUGGUCUCGUACGUUCUUGACCUUCAAGAAUCUCUCCUCCUCUCCUCCAGCACUCACUCUGCGACCCAACGCCGCAAUUAUCUCGUCGACGUUAAGAAGGGCCGGAUGCGGAUCCGAAUGAAGGUCGGACUCGCACUAGCUGUUGUAUUUCUCUGCAUUGGGCUAGGGACUGCCGUGCUGAGGUUUGUCGAGGCGCUUGGGUGGUUGGAUUCCUUCUAUUUGUCAGUGAUGUCGGUGACUACGGUUGGUUACGGGGAUCGGGCGUUUAAGACGAUGCCCGGGAGAUUGUUUGCAUCGGUUUGGUUGUUGGUGUCGACGCUGGCAGUGGCUAGAGCAUUCUUGUAUUUGGCAGAGGCGAGGAUUGAUAAGAGACAUAGGAAGAUUGCUAAAUGGGUUUUGGCUAGGAAUUUGACUGUGUCGGAGUUUCUUGCCGCAGAUAUGGAUCAUAAUGGAUUUGUGAGUAAAUCUGAGUUUGUAAUAUACAAGCUCAAAGUGAUGGGUAAAAUUGCAGAAAAAGACAUUCUACAAAUUUGUGAACAGUUUGAUCGGCUCGACACAGGGAAUUGUGGGAAGAUUAAACUGGCAGAUCUCACCGGGAGUCAUCAACAUUGAUCUCUCUCGUAUAGUUGUACAAAAAGGUGAGGACUUGGAAUGCUGCCCACUGCUAGCUCCUUGUUGUCGAGUCAAUGCAAUAGGGUCUAGAUUUUUGAAGAAGAGUUGCAUAAUAUAGUAGUCUUUACUUGUUACUGUAAAUGAGGUAAUCUUUCGAGAAAGGACAUUUUCUUUUGAUUUUUGUUGAUCUUCAUAACUAUGAAGAGGUGCGUAUAUAUAGGGGAAAGGUGGGAAGUGGAUAAAA